Lactuca saligna is the source of this 333-nucleotide messenger RNA. Lineage: Eukaryota; Viridiplantae; Streptophyta; Magnoliopsida; Asterales; Asteraceae. The record is from the annotation of a GenBank genome assembly.
AUGGUUCCUAGUAUGACGACGUCGUUGUUUAGGGGAGGGGAAGAGGAAUCAUCUUUAGAAAUUGGAAAUUUUAGGGAAGAUAGCAGGGUGGAAGUUCCGAUUAAUCAAGGUGGAGAUGGAGAUGGAGAUGGUCAAACGGUGAGAACGGGUAAUAUGCAGAUACCGAUUGAUAUCACGAGGGCAUUGAGAAUUUCGGAUGAUUUGCUAGCGAAUUCUUCAAACCGUUCGAGUUCAAGUUCGAGGGAAAGAGAUGGGGGUGUUGUGCCUGUAUGGUCGCCUUCCACUUCUAGUUUCCCGGAGAUGUUUGUUGGAGAAGAUACGUCUUAUUUGUAG